Messenger RNA from Fusarium poae, 1689 nucleotides. RefSeq lists its product as uncharacterized. Bases 1 to 1689 code for a protein of 562 amino acids. The transcript is spliced from 3 exons. The record is from RefSeq and is a predicted model, not a curated record. Lineage: Eukaryota; Fungi; Ascomycota; Sordariomycetes; Hypocreales; Nectriaceae.
AUGCUAGCAUUGUCGUCAACUGCAGAUACAGACCGUCUCAGAGGAAUCGUGGAAUACACAGCUGCAAUUGUGUUUCUCGGGACUCCACAUAGAGGAAGCCCUGAAUUUUCGGCGAUCGGGGAGCGAGCCCGAGUAGUACUGAACAGUCUGGGCUUCCAAACAACAGCAGCUAUCCUAGACGCUCUUCGUCUGGGGAACAACGACCUGCAGCGCGCUCACGAAUCUUUCACUCGACUCUGGCAGAAAUACGACUUUCGGGUGAAAACCAUCCAGGAAGGUCUUGGCCUAAGUGGGUUCAACUUUGGGGUUCUCGGCGCAAAGGUUGUACCUGAUUCUUCAUCAAUCAUUGGAGACCCAAGAGAACAUGCAGAAACUCUGCAGGCCAACCAUUUUGGGAUUUGUCGUUUCCGCAGUGGCACAGAUCCCAACUAUAUCAAGGUCUCUGGAGAGAUUCGAGACAUUUACAGUCGAAUCGAGACCGCUCAGACCCAAUGCCACGAUCUAGUCAAAGAGAGAGGGCCCUCUCAAUUACGAAUAAACAGCGAUAGGACUAUAUAUCCAUCUAAUGUGGAGCCUGAGAUUGGAGAGAAUAAUCCGGAACGACUCACGCCAAGUAUGUUAGCUGCUUUCAUUGAGUCACUUGGCUUUGAAGGUAUGCACUACCGACAAGAAUCGAUUUCACCUCCAUCAGACAACACCUUGCAAUGGCUAUUUGAAAAUCCUGUCUAUGGGUCGUGGCGCACAAGUCCUAACCCUAGUGACCGUCUUCUAUUCAUCAAGGGCAACCCAGGCUCAGGGAAAUCCGUCUUGAUGAAGGAGGCUGUCCGAGAUAUGCAAUCUACAUCUAAUGAAAAGUUUGCUUCUGCAAGCUUUUUUGUCAACGCACGAGCUACCUGUAUCGAUUAUAUGCAUAUUCCAGAGCUAGACGAUCUAGCUACUGCCCGACAGAAGAUGCGGAUGAGGAGUUCUGUGUCAUCGUCUGGACGGUCGGCGUCCGUCCUAAGUGAACGUCAGAAACUGAACACCCCACAGCACAAUAGACAGCCAAAAGGUAUACUCAAAAGCCUCCAAGAAAUGCCUGCGCCUGAUUCUCUUGAUCUUGUUGAGAGUUGGAUAUUGGGGGAAUUCCCGACAUCCAACUCUUUUCCUGUUGUUGAAUCAUGGAGUGAUUCACCUCCCCUCGAUUCCGUUGGCAUUGCUUCACAAGCUUUACCGGACUAUCCUGCUCUGCUUGUUUACUCUGUAAAUGAGCUAUGCUAUCACAUCAUGGAAGCUAUGAACUUCAACGAAUCCGUUUUUGAGCUUCCGGAAAGGUUGAAUGAUGCAGCCACAUGGCAACGUCUGGCUGACCUCGGCAUUAAUAAGGACAUAUUUACACAAGCCAUCGAUAUCAAAAGACUACAACAUUUCUUUAAACAUUCAUCAAUAUUGUUACAAUCAAGACGAGUCAGAAAGCAUCGUCAAAAUACAGAAGAACCCCCAAGACAGGGGCACGGCGUUUUUUAUGAAGUCUUGAAAAGGGUUCGUGGGCUUGGUGACCUGGGAAAGCAUAAGAGGAAUGGCUCUGAAGACUUUCAACAGCCAAGAAUCACAAGACGCGAUACAAGUUCUAUUCAAAGUAGAAGGCGGCCAAGAAGUAUCGCCAGCUUUAGUUCCGCAGACAGUCACCGGAGAGCUCAAAGUGUCUAA